Molecule: messenger RNA, 5440 nt
Organism: Prorocentrum cordatum
Lineage: Eukaryota; Dinophyceae; Prorocentrales; Prorocentraceae
Source: the annotation of a GenBank genome assembly
AUGCUGCGGGAGAAGCUCAUCACCGCAGACGCUUUCAAAGAGUUCGUGAGCUACAGUCGGUGUGCGUCGUGCCCGUCGGCGACAGAGUUCGAAGCUGAGCGGGGCGACGUUGAGGCGGCUUGGCCAGCUUUUGCGAACGACAUGGCGUUGAGUCGAUUGCCUGCCUUCUUCUGGAAGAGCCGAGCCGCGGAUGCUGGCGCGGCAGAGUGGGCAGACGAGUACGACAAGCGGCUGCAACAUUGUCUUUCUCGGAUGAACCACCACGUGCAUCCUCGGUGUGAACGGGCCGGGGAAAGGCGACCGCUUCGAUCGUGCAUGCCAAAGGGGAAGAGCGGGUGCAAGGCCGACUUCCCGUUGGAAAACCAGAUGUGCGCGGAAGCUCUGCUGGUAUGUCGUUGCAUCGCCGUGGCCCGAUGCAUGCCGAUGACGGGGCCUCGGAGUGCGUUGGGCACCGUGCUCCCAGCGCGGAACCACGAGUGGUUGAACGCGGGCCCCCGAGCACUCAUCGCCUUCUCAGGGAGCAACGCCGACGUGAAGUUCCCGCAUCGUUUGCCAAUCUUGCCAGAGUCCCACGAGGUGUUGCUGUAUGACUCGAAAAGGCAGACGUGCUACCGCGGCGGGGAUCUUGCAACGCAGGCGAACGACCUACAAGCAGCCAUGGCUCUUGCUGCGGGUUACUUUGGAGGGUAUUCCGCCAAAAUGCAAGACAUCGGAGAAAAAGAAAUGAAGAGGCUCAGUGCGACCUUGGAACGGAAAGUAGCGUCUGACGGAGCUUUGGGAGGGAACCGUACUGCAGCGGAGGAAUUCCAGCACUACUCAAGGCGUCUCGUUCGAGAUCUAGAGUGCAAGGGUAUUGUUCGAACAUCUUUGGAGUCCUGCUUGUUGUCACUGUAUGCUGACCAUCCAGACGCUCUAAUGGCAGAGUGCAUCCGCACGUUCCCUUCGGUGCGGUUUCCGGCCGUUGAUCUGUUGAAGCGAGAGGAGGUGGAGACGGGGAAAUCCCGCGGCUGUUCUGUCGUGUCAGCCAUGCGUUCGGGCCGAGGGAAUUUGAAUUUCACGUACGCGGAUGCUCCGUUCGCUUUGAUGUACGGCUAUCGCGGUGCAGCCCACAACGUGGACGUGCUCAGCCCGUACGAGAUGUUGCUGCACUGGUCCAUAGAGAAGAUCCACCCCCCUCUCGGCCGGCAGGAAAUCUACCGAUCAGCUUUGACAGAUGUGGGGCGUCGGUACGAGAAAGAGUGUCGUGAAGGCAGGAUCCACUGCAGCAUGAAAGGAGGAGAGCACUUCGUCGCGUUGGAGGCGCCCGACAGGAUAUUGCUUCCGGAUGCCCCCCAGCUUCGCGGUCUGCGGCACGCGUGGUGUUGGGAGAAGAGGCGGCGCCUACAUUUGCCCACGUGGACUUUUGGGCCAACACCGGGUACGUCGCUAGCGCAAGAGGAGAAUGCUCGUCGACUGAGCGUGUACAUGCGCCCGUGGUGCUUAGAGGCGCGGGGUGCGAGGUGGUGGAACCCCUUGUUGGCGAAUCUUGGAAAGUGCAGAGCAGUGGAAGGGGAGAGCGUUCCCGCGUGGCUGGAUAUGCUCAGCGCGGAGGAGAGCGGCGAGGCAUCAGAGCGGGACAACGCAGGGGGACACGUGCCGAGUGCGACUAAGAAGCGUCGCCGCCUGACGCGGAAAGCGACGUGCCCGGAUGUAGCCGACGCAGAGUUCUAUUACUCUUAUCGGGCAUCCUGGGAGAAGUACGUGGACGGUUACGUGGUUUCGAAAACGAGCCAGCGUUACAUAGUGAACUUCUUGGCUGCAGCGUGCACUGUUGCGCGGGAGGAUCACGUGGAUUCGUCCGAUGCCAGCUCUGUGGAUGCCUGGAAGAAUGAAGACAGUCGGGCUGGGUCCAUGGAGGUCGUCCGCCAGGCACUGGAUGGGAUGGCUCGAAUGGAUGGUGCCGAGGAGUCAGCCGGGUACGGGCGCUACGCAGACAUCAUCUCCAUGGGCCGGGCGUUGUGGCAAACUCCGCCACUCGGAAAGGAGGCCGUGCAGGGCAUCUCGGAGGAGCAGUUCGACAGCAGAGGGUACCCCAGCAGCGAGGAUUUGCGAAAAGCAUUCGUCAAGCAGAAGAGCAUGACGGACGUCCGACCAGCGCCGUACGUCGGAAUGACCAUGCCUUUCGCCAGUCUCUCCGUCGUGGACUACGGCCGCAGGAUGGACGAGUGGCUCGGGAAUUUGAAGAAGGAGCAGAUGGCGCCAGAGCAGGAAGACAUCGACAUCAUUGAACAGGUCAUGCGGCGGAUACGCGUGGAGUUCGAACUCGACAGAGAAGGGAGCGAUUUACCAAAGGGACACAGUCACCGCGCAGCUCGAGAAGAACCCAUUCGAGGUUUUGUGCACGGGGGUCCAGGGACAGGGAAAAGCCGUCUCAUUCAUUGGAUUACCAGGAUGUUCAGAGAGGCGCUGCACUGGGAGCACGGCGUGCAAUUUAUGUGCGUGGCCUUCCAGAACCGGGUCGCCCACGCGAUGGGUGGCGUGACGAUCCAUUCGGGCGGAGACGUCUCCGUGGGCGGCGGAGAUCGGAGUUUGUCUCACACGGACGUAGAUGUUCUUUUUACCCGGAAUCAGGCUGUGCGUUGGCUGCUCAUAGAUGAGAUCGGGAUGGUGUCGGACGGUCUGUUAGGGGCACUCGAGAAGCACUUGACGGACGCGGCGCAGGUGAAUCGGCACCGCCACCGCGCAGACAAGACGAGCAGACCGUUCGGGGGAUACAAUGUUAUGGCGUUCGGCGAUUUUUACCAGAUCCCCCCAAUCCCGGCGUCGUCGGCCGUGUUCCUGCCGCCGAAGGAGGCCGUGCCGCCGAAGCAGGGCAAAACAAGCCAAGAGAAAGCAGCCUUGAAUUUGUUUUGGAGCAGUGAUCCUCGCGUGGGGCUGACUCAUUUCUGGGAGCUCGCGGUGCAGAAGAGAGUCAAAGAAGAUCCGUGGUACAGCACCGUGUUACAGGAGGCGCGUGAGGGCCGCAUGUCGGACGAGUCGUACAAUUUCCUGCUGGGCAUGCCGACGGAGCACGCAGGCUGUUGGCCGUUUCAGGGCGGAGGCGCGUGCUGCGAGACUGCGUGCAAGACUUUGCACGUGACGUGGGCGGAAAUGAAGCUGCAGGGCGCGACGUGGCGUUCCAUGAUGGACAUGGAGUGCGCGGACUGCCGGAGAGAACGUGAACGCAGGAACCGCCUACUGCAACCGAAGGAUGGGCGCGUGGUGGAAGAGCCGUUCGUGUCAGCGCCGUACAUGCACAAAAACAAUGACCCGAAGUACCACGCCAUGCUAUUGAGGGCGGCGGAAUACGCAAAGGCACACCGACUGCACACGCUGUGGUUCAGCUCGCAGGACAAGCCCGACAAUCCAGCCCAGGUAGCGAAGACACCGGGCAAGCUACGGAAGAGCUUGGAGAAGUUGCUCAUGCUGCACGACCAGAAGACUGCGGGCAUCCCAGGCAUUAACUUGCUGUACGUAGGCAUGAAAGGCCGCGUGACAGAGAAGAUAUGCAAGACGAGAAACAUCGUCAUCCUGAAGCACAUGCCGUGCACGCUGGUGGGAUGGGAGCUGCAUCCGGCAGACCGCGUGGCGCAGCCAGGGUCGGGGCGCUUCCUGAAUUACUUGCCGCGUUGUAUGUAUUUGCGAGUGGACGGUGCGGCGUGGACUGUGGAUGAGAAGCUUGGCCCAGGAUCAGGUGCGAAGGUGCGGCGCACGGGCUUCGCAUGGAUCCCGGACUUCGCGAGCACUGCAUUCAUGAUGCAGGGGGCGACGUUGUCGGCGGGGCUUGCGGACUGCGGCGAUGCAUUGGACGUCGUGGGGCCUUCUGAGGCGAUGACUGCAUACGUCAUCCUGUCGCGGCUGACGUCGGCGAGUGGGUUGCUUUUGCUGCGGGCUUUUGCGCCGGAGCUAUUCCGACAAGGAGAGGCUGCGGGGCCUCGAUGCAUGCUGGCGUUCUUGCGAAGUCGAUUCGGCGCAGGCGCUGCGGCGAGUGCGGGGAGGCUCGCUGGAGCUGUGACGUACGGCAUAGCGGAGGCAACGGAGGAUUACGACAGGGCAGUGGUCUUGCAGGAAGUAGGGAGAGAGCGCAGGAAGCAGCAGGGGUCGUCCUGGGCGUGCUGGUGCUGCCGACUGUCGUUCCCAGUGGCCGGUUUCGGAGCAGACCGUCGACGACGGGGGGAAGUUGGAGAAAAGUGUCUGGCUGCAGGGCACUGGCGCGAGUGCAAGGCUUGCGCGGACGCGCUAUGCAUCGAGCGAGCGCAGGGUACGGCGGCGCAGUUCCAGAGAAGGCAAUGCAGCACGUGUGGUUUGAUGCAGUUGGACGUUUUGUUUGAGGAUACCAGGGACGAGUGCAACGCGUGCGUGCUUGCUGCGAGCUUCGAGGUCCACAUGUGCGACAAGUGCGGGGAUUACGUGUCGGGGGUGGAUGCAUUCCGGAUACCAGGUGAACGUUCGACGUAUUGUUGUUGGAGAUGUAGCGGAGACCUGUGUCGAUUUGCGUGCACAGUCUGCGGCGCGGAGAAGCCUGUGAUCAGUUUCCGCGGAGCACCUCGCCAAGUUCGCAAGCAGACGAUCCGUCGCUGUGGGGACUGCGAAGUGUGCAUCGUGUGCAAAGAGAGGAUACAAGACUACAGGAAGUUCGUGUGCAACGGGAAAGUGUGCGUGGCGUGCGCGCCUGUGAAGUGCCAUGUCUGCGAGAGGACGCUGGCGAAGACGCGUUUUCCACGUGGCGGGCGGACAGAGCAGCGAGGCGCGGAGCGGCAUGUCAGCCGGUGCCUUGACUGCCACGAAUGCGCUGCGUGCAAGCAGGUUUUGGAGAAGCAGAGCUUUUCAAAGGCCGAGAAGGUAUGCCGACGAUGUAGCGCCACUCUGCUCUGUGAAGUUUGCGGGAAGGAGCUGAGCCGGAGCAGUUUCCCAAGGGACGGGCGGACACAGCAGCGGGGCGCGGGGCAGCAUGUCAGCCGGUGCCUUGACUGCCACGAGUGCGGCAAGUGCAAGCAGUUCCUGGACAAGCAGAGCUUUUCGAAUGCCGAGAAGGUAUGCCGACGAUGUAGCGCCACUCUGCUCUGUGAAGUUUGCGGGAAGGAGCUGAGCCGGAGCAGUUUCCCAAGGGACGGGCGGACAGUGCAGCGGGGCGCGGAGCGACAUGUCAGCCGGUGCCUUGAUUGCCACGAGUGCGGCGAGUGCAAGCAAGUCCUGGACAAGAAGAGCUUUUCGAAGGCUGAGAAAAUAUGUCGACGAUGUGGCAGGACGCCCACUUUGUGCGCGGCGUGUGACACGAGGAAGGUCGCCGCAGACUUCGACGACCGCAUGUUCACGAACGCGACGAACGGCGGCCGCCAAGCAGUAUGCAAAUCGUGCUAUGAAGAUGGAUGCUCCGUCAGGGAUUGCUCGAGGUAUCCGUGCCAGAACUGUGGGCCGCGAG